This is a messenger RNA of Sciurus carolinensis (gray squirrel), 963 nucleotides long. RefSeq names its product olfactory receptor 7G2-like. Gene Ontology annotation, molecular function: olfactory receptor activity; G protein-coupled receptor activity. Lineage: Eukaryota; Metazoa; Chordata; Mammalia; Rodentia; Sciuridae. The transcript has a single exon. The record is from RefSeq and is a predicted model, not a curated record. Gene Ontology annotation, biological process: G protein-coupled receptor signaling pathway. Bases 1 to 963 code for a protein of 320 amino acids. Gene Ontology annotation, cellular component: membrane.
AUGUAUGUGAGAUACCUUAACAUCAUGGAAAGAAGAAACCAAACAGUGGUUUCAGAAUUCCUUCUCCUGGGACUGACAGAUGACCCAGCACUGCAGCCCCUCAUCUUCAGCCUGUUCCUGACCAUGUACUUGGUCACCAUCCUGGGAAACCUGCUCAUCAUCCUGGCCAUCAGCUCUAACUCCCAUCUCCACAUGCCCAUGUAUUUCUUCCUCUCUAAUCUGUCCUUUAAUGACAUCUGUUUCAGUUCAACUACAAUUCCAAAGAUGCUGGUCAACAUCCUAACAGAUGUUCAAAGCUCCACAUACACAGCCUGCCUCUCCCAGGUCUGCUUUGUCUUCAUUUUUGGCGGUUUAGAAAAUUGCCUCCUUGCAGUGAUGGCCUAUGACCGUUAUGUGGCCAUUUGUUACCCCCUGAGGUACACAGUCAUCAUGAAUCCCCGACUGUGCAUCCUGUUAGUUCUGAUCUCUAUGCUCCUCAGUACAGUGGAUGCCCUCCUCCACACUCUGAUGGCACUGCGUCUGUCCUUCUGCACAAGCCCAGAGAUCCCCCACUUCUUCUGUGAACUUGCUCAGAUCAUCAAAGUGGCCUGUUCUGAUACCCUCAUCAAUAACCUGCUGGUAUAUUUGGUGAUGGAUAUAUUUGCUGCUGUUCCUCUCUCUGGAAUCAUCUUCUCUUACAUUUGCAUUGUCUCCUCUGUCUUGAAAAUACCCUCAUCAGAAGGAAAGUAUAAAGCCUUUUCCACUUGUGGGUCUCACCUAUUGGUUGUUACCUUGUACUAUGGGACAGGUUUUGGGGUGUACAUUAGCUCUGAAGUGACUGAUUCCCCCAGGAAGACGGCAGUGGCUUCAGUGAUGUACUCUGUGGUCCCUCAGAUGCUGAAUCCCUUUAUCUACAGCCUGAGGAACAGGGACAUGAAGAGAGCUUUGAGGAAACUCAUAGAUAGAAUAACUUGUCCUCUAUAA